AUCUGCAAUCACAUGAAAUUAUUAAAGUUUGUUUCAUUGUUCCUUUGUACUUAGCCAUCUUUGUGCACCUUGUUUGCUUUGUAUGUCAGUAAUAUUCUUGGUGAUUCCUUAUUUUUAAAUGUGUCUUAUAAGGUUCACUGCUUUUAAGCCCUGUUAAAAGCUGCUUUUGUCCCAUCUUUUUGAGUUUUAUUCUAGUAUAUAAGAUUUGAGAACUGCUAAAUCAAGAUCAAUUUAUAUAUGUGGAUUUACCUGAACGCUUCUUUGUAAGUCCCGGUAACGUGUGAUGAACAAAUUUGUGAGCUUUUAUUGAGAUUAGCGACAGCAGUUCUUUUUUCUUGUUCACUCUUGUGAAAGGUGGAGCAUUGUAGAUUGUACUGUUAGUUCCAGAUAUUAAUAUUCCUUUAAGGUAUACUUAAUUUCUUGUGUUAAACUUGGAAUUUGCAUCUUCGCAUGGUGCAGCAGCAAUUCGCAGUGGGAUUUGUGAGCUGAGUCAUAAUAAUGGGUGGUUGUGUAUCAACUCCAGCAAACACAAUCAGGGUAAGGAAGAAACACCAUCAUCGCCACAGAAAAUACCAUAGAAAGAAUUCAAACUCAGGUCUAGUAGGAACCAGGAAAAGAAACAGCGAUGCACGGGUGACAGAUAUUGCUGUUAGUGAGUUUGUUCAUACAACUACAACCUCCGGAAGAUCUGAGGUUUCCAGUUCCACAUUCCAUCUUACUCAGUUGCAGUGGCAACAUAGUCAAAUAGAUGCUAAUGUUCUUUGCCAAGAAGAAGCAUGGUUUGACACGCACAGCAUUUUGGAGUCCGACUCAGAUGAUGACUUCAGUAGUAUUCAUGGAGAUAUUUUCCCCAAUAUUUCAAGUGGACAAGUACUUCAGUAUGAAACUUCAUCAUGCUUUAUGGAUAGCAAACUCAAGUACAAAGAAUACCAUGAGAAAUAUCUCAAGAUAGACGGCAGUAAAACCGAGAAGGUUUUGAGCAAAGAUGUAGUUCAGGAACCAAAUGGACUUGUAGUUGUAAGUGCUCAAGACUAUGAUCCAUCCCUAGGGAAGGGUGAAGACCUUGGCACCAAAAAAAAGAAGAAUUUGGAUUGUGCCUAUGCAAGUUUUAAAAGUGUAAAAAAGGAUAAAUUGCAGGAGAAAACUCAGGAGAAUGUUUUCAAGUCUGUCUUACCGAAGCUGGUUAGUUCAUUGAGUUUCAACGACAAAACCAUUUGUGCAUCAAAUUCAGGCCCACAUUCUCAAGUAAAGAAAUCAACUAUUAUAAGGCUUUCUCUGAAGAGGACAUCUGUUGAUGGAGAAGAAAAGAAUGAAUAUCGUUCUUCAAGAAAGUAUCUUCUCCGCCCCAGGGCUGGGCUCGUAAUUCCUUGUUGCAGAGAAGAAAAGCCCCUUGCAGGAAGUUGGUCAAAGAUCGAGCCCUCAAACUUCAAGCUCCGCGGUGAUAGUUAUUUCAAAGAUAAGAGGAAAUGCCCUGCUCCUAAUGUGUCUCCUUAUAUUCCAAUUGGGGUCGACUUAUUUGUUUGCCCAAGAAAGAUCAAUCAUAUCGCACAGCACAUUGAGCUUCCUUCUAUAAAAGGAGAUGGAAGAAUACCUCCAUUACUAAUUGUUAACAUUCAGUUGCCUACUUAUCCUGCUCCAAUGUUCCUUGGUGAUGCUGAUGGGGAAGGCUUGAGCCUUGUAAUAUAUUUCAAACUUUCUGAAAGUUUUGAGGAGGACAUCUCUCCUCAGUUUCAAGACUUCAUCAAGAGAUUCAUCGAAGAUGACAUGGAAAAGGUUAAAGGAUUUGCAAAAGAGUCAAUCGUUCCUUUCAGAGAGAGAUUGAAGAUUAUGGUUGGGUUAGUUAAUCCAGAUGAGCUUGUUUCAAGUGCAACUGAAAGGAAGCUUUUGAAUGCUUACAAUGAAAAGCCUGUGCUUUCUCGCCCUCAACACAACUUUUAUCAGGGCCCGGAUUACUUUGAAGUUGAUCUUGACAUUCAUCGUUUCAGCUACAUAGCAAGAAAGGGGCUUGAUGCUUUUAGAGAACGUUUACGACAUGGAAUAGUUGAUCUUGGUCUAACAAUUCAGGCACAGAAGCCAGAGGAGUUGCCAGAGAAAGUGCUUGGUUGUGUUAGAUUGAACAAGAUAGAUUUUGUUGAUCGUGGCCAAAUACCCACGCUUGUGAGAGUUGAGGAAGAUUCGUGUUCAGAUUAAUAAAGUUAGUUACCUGCAUAUUGCGUGGGGGAGUAGAUUUUAGUGUAUCUUGAGCUCUAUGUAUAUAGCUCAAUUGUUUUGAAAAAUACACACAUUCAAUAUUAAAUACGCAACCGUUGCUACUAACUUAUGAAGUAAUAGUGGAUGCAAUGGCACUCUGAACUCACUGACUUAACAUUCUUGAUUUGCUUCUGCACUCAAGCCAUUCGGAAUAUGAGGCUUGUAUAAUGAGAAGAAAAAUGAGGAGAAUAAGAUGAAUAGAAAGUUAUCAUGUUCAAUACGCUGACUCCGUAACAUCAAAAUUCAUACUGAUGAAUUACAAGAUGAUUUCUGGAUAUGCUGAAAAAAGGCUUGUAGAGGCAUCUGAGUUAGUGCAUUUGAAUGGAGGAAGAUGGUUUGAGCCUUGAGGUUGUCGCUUCUAUUAGUAUUCUAGCUGCUUGUACUGAUCUUGUAUGCUUAGUUUGGAUAAAGGAGUACUGAGUGCAUGAUCCAAUUGUGAGAAGUAUGUACAAGGUUAAUUCUCUAGUUUGCAUUGCCUUCAUUGAUAAGUAUGCUGCUUAUACAGUCUGAGGAGAUAUAUUAGUUUCUUGGAAUGUUGAUACAUGGUUUGCUUUACAUGGAUAUGGAAAGAAGGCACGGCUUUUAGCCAUUUCUCUCAUGAAACCUGAUGAAAUGACAUUGUUAGGUAUCUUGUGCACAUAGAGUUAUACACUUUUUUCCCUUAGGGGUGUGUGUGGGAGGGGAGGGUAUGACCAUUCGGUAUCUGAAGUUUAUUAAGAUUUGUGUCAAGUAAGCCUUUCAAGGGGAGUAAAGCGCUCCUUAACAAAAAAGUUUUCAUUCUCUAGAGUUCGAAUUCGGUAAUUUUGAUUAAAUAUGAAGGAAUUUCAACUAUUCUACCACAAAUUCUUUGUAUUGGUUUGGUGGAUGAGGAUAGCUUAUUUUUGUUCUAUGGAGAAAGAUUAUGGGGUUAUUUCUGAAUUAGAGCAUUAUGCUUGUCUAAUUGAUCUUUUAGGUGGUAGUGACUAUAUUGGAGAAGCUUUUAUGCUUUCAUGUAAUUUGACACUUGAACCAAAUAAUAAGAUUUGGUAUUCCCUUUUA
Molecule: messenger RNA, 3288 nt
Organism: Nicotiana tabacum (common tobacco)
Lineage: Eukaryota; Viridiplantae; Streptophyta; Magnoliopsida; Solanales; Solanaceae
Source: RefSeq, a predicted model, not a curated record